Pelobates fuscus (common spadefoot toad) is the source of this 6060-nucleotide messenger RNA. RefSeq names its product interferon-induced very large GTPase 1-like. The record is from RefSeq and is a predicted model, not a curated record. Bases 16 to 6060 code for a protein of 2014 amino acids. NCBI's taxonomy places the organism in Eukaryota, Metazoa, Chordata, Amphibia, Anura, Pelobatidae. Gene Ontology annotation, molecular function: GTP binding. The transcript is spliced from 2 exons.
GAAGCAUUUGGUGAAAUGUUGUCAGAGCUGAAAAUGGAGAUACACAGAACCUCAAAACUCCGACUUAAGGACAUCCUCGAUGUUGGAUGUGAGAGUGUAAAGAACGUGGACCUUCAGUCGUUAGAAGACGUACCCUGGCACUUCCUACAGAAACUCAUGGCACUUAAUGUAAUGGCAAGGGACACACAAUUUGACCAAAAAAAUGUUAAUAAUGAAGGGGAUGAAAAUGGAGAUCAAGAUCCAUAUUCAGAUUUUCUACCUAUUACUGAAACAAACACAGCCAGUAUCCACCCCCUGGAUGUUCUAUGUGCUGUCCUGCAUUGUUCAGAUCAUUUUCUACAACAGGAAAUUGUAACCAAGAUGUCCAUGUGCCAGUUUGCUGUCCCUCUUCUGCUCCCUACUGGGGAUGGCUCUAACUGCACCUUCAUGCUAUGGGCAAUGAGAGACAUUGUGAAGAGAUGGGGAACGCAAUCAUCAGAAGGCAGCACAGGAUUUGUGGAAGAAAAUUUGGUGACAAUCAAGAUGCCGACCUUCUCAUUUGUCAGACUCGGAGAAUUUCACUUUUCAAAAUCUAAAAUCCUAAAUAGUAUUCUCAGUCCAGCCCAUAAUGCUCAUGAAUUCUUUGUGCAUCGAGACAUGGAGAGUGCAAAUGUUCCUCGGAAAAUAUCUGAUGCAUUGGUGGAAAUAUCCUGGUAUUUUCCAAAACAAAAUGAUAAUAUAUUCCCGGGUCCUAUUGCUGUGACCAAUCUGCGUGGAGAUCUGAAAUCUAACCUGAAACAGUUCAGACUUUUAACGAGCAUUUCAUCAGCUGUAUUUAUAUUUACUGAGAAAAUAACUGAAAGAGAAUUCAAUAUGUUAGCAGAUCUCGGGGGAACAGACACAAGUUAUUAUUUCAUCAUCGACAAUGCACCCAACAAAGAGGAUAAAAGAAAGACAGCCAAAUAUCUGAACCAGUUAUUUCCAAUACUAAAACUAGACAAAUCACACGUCUUAGUAAAAAGCAGUCAAUCAAAUGCUGCAAAGUUAAGCCUAAGGCUACAAAAUAUUAUUGCAAAUCUUACAAAUAACCCUGAAAAAAUUACUGAUUUGGAGAAUAUGGCACUUAGGGCGGCUGAAUUCAAGAUACACAUAGACGAGAGUUCAGAAGAAUGUCAGAAAGCAAAGAAACAUGCGCUGGAAAUCACUGCGGGAAUAAAAGAUGUAACACAGUGGAAGAAGGAAACAAUGAGACUGCAGGGAAAUCUAUGGAAGAAGAUAUCACGAGUAGAAAAAGAAAUGUGUAGAAGGAAAUACCAAGGUGUGAAAGAUUCUGAAAGCUACCAAUCAGAACUUAAAGAAAAACUGUUAAAUUACCGCAGGGAACAGAGUCAGUACAAGAUGACGGAUUCUUUGAUCAAGUUUUCUUCUGCCAUCACCACCUUAUCUCAGGUGGAGAAAAAUUAUUUUGUGAAAUGGAUGAAAUGUUACCUCGAUGCUAUUGGAAGAGAUAACCUGGCUAAACUUCGUGCACAAUACAAGAAUAACUUGAAAAAUAUGUCACCAAAUGAAGUAAAGGAAUUAAACCAGCAAACAUCUGAAAGUUCUUUGGGAAUUGAACAUUUCCUGCGUGAAUUAGGGCAGUUUUAUGAAUCAGAAUGUGCAAUUCUUAAAGAAGGAGACAGUAAAACAGACCAGAGACAAUUCAGUCAUCUCCCGGGAAUAGCUGCUGAUCUCCUGCUGGAUGGGUUCCCACUGGAGCUGAUCGAUGGAGAAGCAUCUAAUAUUCCUCUGCGGUGGAUAACUGAUGUCCUGACAGAGCUGGACACCAAGACAGGAGGACAAUGCAGAAUGAGAGUCAUCACUGUGCUGGGAGUUCAGAGUACAGGGAAAUCCACCCUUCUGAACACCAUGUUUGGUUUGCAGUUCCCGGUGGCCAGUGGACAAUGCACACGAGGGGCUUUCAUGACACUAAUUAAUGUGAAAGAAGACUUCCAUGAAGAUCUGGGCUGUGACUUUAUACUGGUGAUUGACACUGAAGGUUUAAAAAAUUCUGUAUCAAUUUCUGAUGAUCAAAAUUAUGAAAAUGACAAUGAGCUGGCAACACUUGCGGUUGGGUUAAGCGAUAUCGCCAUAAUUAACAUGGCCAUGGAAAGCACAGCGGAAAUGAAGGAUAUUCUACAGAUUGUGGUCCACGCAUUUAUAAGGAUGACAAAAGCAGGAAAGAAACCCAACUGCCAGUUUGCUCAUCAGAAUGUGAGUGACGUGUCGGCUCCUGAUAACACUUUGAUUGAAAGAAUAAAACUAAUGGAAGAACUAAAUAAAAUGACUGAAAAAGCAGCAAAAAUGGAGAGUAAUAGAGCUAAAUCUUUCUCUGAUAUCAUUGAGUAUAAUCUCGAGGAGCACAGCUGGUAUAUCCCCAGUCUCUGGCACGGGGUACCACCCAUGGCUUCAGUAAAUUCUGGGUACAGCGAAAAUAUUUUCAAAUUCAAACAAUAUUUGUUCGACUUUAUGAAAAAAAACAAAUCAAACAAAAUGUCGCAGCCACAAGAUAUCGCAACAUUUGUUAAAUGGUUAAACAACCUGUGGAAGGAAGUCAAACAUGAGAAGUUUCUCUUCAGUUUUAGAAACAUUCUCGUCGCUGAAGCUUAUGACAACCUCACAAAAAAAUAUUGUGAGUUAGAGUGGGAUUUCCGGAAAGAAAUACAGAAAUGGAUGAAUGAGACAGAAAAUCUUAUCAAGAACCUGCCGAUCGAUGAUCUAGAUAACCAAUUAGCUACAAACAUAAAACCUGAAAUGGGAGAGUUACUAGAUAGGGAGGAACAGAAAAUGCACGAUUUGUUAGAAACCUACUUUAAAAAUGGCUGUGAAAACCCAACGCUCACACAGCAGUACGAAAGCCAGUACUUAUUUGGAAUAAAAGGUCUCAGAAUGAAUAUUGAAACUUCUCUUUCACAAAAAUGUUUGGAAGUUAUACAAAUACAAAAAGGAAAGCAGGAAAUACAACUUAUUAAAAGCAUGUACAUCAAUAUAAUUGAGGUCAAGGUGAACAUACUUUUGGAAAACUGUAAAAAAAAGCAUGGUUUAAGCCCCAAGGAGGCAAUACAGGAAUGUGAAGCAAUAUUUGAUGAAAUUAUGACAGAAUUUCAGUUUCAUACAUUAGUUAGACACAAUGUUGAACAGGAAAUGCUGAAGCAACUAAAGACCGAGAUGGUGAAUAAAGGAAGUUCGAUACGUCAGAGAUUAGACCAUAUCAUUAAUUUAAAAGAUGAGGCAGACCUUUUUCACAUUUCUGCAGAGCACAUUGACUAUGAUUGGUUGACAUUAAAAGAGUUUUCUGAGUUCGAGCAAAUAAAUUAUAAAAAUGAGGCAAAUGAUUUUGCUGCGUCCUUGAUUGACAGCUGUCAUUACUUUGUCACCCAAAAAGUUAUCACAAAAGAAGAUUACAAUGAAAUCUACUGCAGGGAUUUAUUGAAUAUGAUCAAUGAAAGGUUAACGCCAUCUGCUGCUGAGAAGCUUUGCACUAAAACCUUGUUUGAGUUGGACCUGAAGCUUCAUAUCCUGGGGAAAGCAGUGGUGCAAUUUCAGAAGAUGCACAAUGACUUUAUACAAGAAAAUGAUCCGAAACACAUGCUCAUCAAUCUAAAAGCUCGCUACUCUUCCUGUUUUAACAAUAUAUUGCAGCAACAAAAUGCCUCUAAAGAUUGUGCAAAACACUUCUGUGAAUCGUGUCUGAAGCCGGCAAUUAUUGAAUACAUCAAUAAAAACCUAGGUGGAGAGAUGGUGGAUGACAUGCUGGAUAGCGAUGACUCCUCAAAGUAUAAAAGUCGCAGUAUCUUCCAAUACCACGUCCUCAAGGAAUUACUAGAAAAGAAUGACUUCAAGCUGUAUCUAGAAUAUAUUCACAGAUAUGAGAGCUUUGCCAGAAUAUUGAUUUCAGAGAACAUAUCAAUUAAAUAUGAAAACUUUACCCACUUCGAAAAAAUAAUUGCCAAAAUUGUCUCUUCGAUCUACAAAAAAAUCAGGAAGGCUCUUAAGAAUCCAACUGCUUUAGAAUGUUCAAAUCUGGAAGAAUUUUUAGGUCAUGUAUGCAAGGAAUUAAAUAAAGAGCUGGUGAUUUCACCGAAUGAUGUAAAAACAACAUUGUUCAAAAAUGAAGAUUGUAAGAAUGUUCUCCAAUUUUCUAAUGACAUUGAUGAGUUUUUAGCAAAAAUGGAAGGGCAAAUAAUUACAGACUUAAAAGAUUUGAAUACAGAUGCUUUUCUUUCCAACCCCACCCAAAAUGCUGAGGAGGUUCUCUUUAAACGUGUGGUCGGAUGUGGGAAACAAUGUCCAUUCUGUAAGGUCCCAUGUGAGGCUGGAGGUGAUGAUCAUGAUACACAUCGGGCAUCUGUCCAUCGUCCAAAAGGACUAGCAAGACACAAAUGGGUGGGUCGCAAUGUCUUGUGCAAUGCCACAUGCUCUGCUGAUAUAAUUACCAAAAAAAAAUUUAAGAACAGUGAGACAAAGGGAGAAUUCCGCUUUUACAGUGAUUAUCAGAAAAUCUAUCCUGAUUGGGAAAUAGAACAUGAAACGAGUUCUGCUGCCUACUGGAAGUUUGUCUUCAAAGAGUUUAACAGUCAGUUUGCAGAGGAGUACGGAGCUAAACCCGCUCAUAUUUUGGAAGAAUGGAAAAACAUUACUCGAGAGGAGGCUCUGGAAAGCUUGAAGGAAAUGUAUAAAGCAAAUGAUUUUGCAUCUUCCUUGAUUGACAGCUGUCAUGAUUUUGUUACCCAAAAAGUUAUUAUAAGAGAAGAUUACAAUGAAAUCUACUGCAGGGAUUUGCUAAAAUUGGUCAAUGAAAAGCUAACAUCAUCUGCUGCUGAGAAGCUUUGCACUAAACCCUUGUUUGAGCUGGACCUGAAGCUUCAUAUCCUGAGUAAGGCGGCUGUGCAAUUUGAGAAGAUGCACAAUGACUUUAUACAAGAAAAUGACCCAAAACACAUUCUCGGCAAUCUGAAAUUACAUUACUUUUCCUGUUUUAACAAUAUAUUGCAGCAACAAAAUGCCUCUAAAGAUUGUGCAAAACGCUUCUGUGAAUCAUGUCUGAAGCCGGCAAUUAUUGAAUACAUCAAUAAAAACCUUAGUGGAGAGAUGGUGGAUGACAUGCUGGACAGCGAUGACUCAUCAAAGUAUAAAAGUCGCAGUAUCUUCCAAUACCACGUCCUCAAGGAAUUACUAGAAAAGAAUGACUUCAAGCUGUAUCUAGAAUAUAUUCACAGAUAUGAGAGCUUUGCCAGAAAAUGGAUUUCAGAAAACAUAUCAAUUAAAUAUGAAAACUUUACCCACCUCGAAAAAAUAAUUGCCAAAAUUGUCUCUUCGAUCUACAAAAAAAUCAGGAAGGCUCUUAAAAAUCCAACUGCUUUAGAAUGUUCAAAUCUGGAAGAAUUUUUAGGUCAGGUAUGCAAGGAAUUAAAUAAAGAGCUGGUGAUUUCACCGAAUGAUAUAAAAACAACAAUCUUCAAAAAUGAAAAUUGCUCAAAUGUUCCCCAGUUUUCUAAUGACAUUGAUGAGUUUUUAAAAGAAACGAAAGGACAAAUAAUUACAGACUUAAAAGAUUUGAAUACAGAGUCUUUUCUUUCCAAUCCCUCCCUAAACGCUGAGGAGGUUCUCUUUAAACGUGUGGUCGGAUGUGGGAAACAAUGUCCAUUCUGUAAGGUCCCAUGUGAGGCUGGAGGUGGUGAUCAUGAUACACACAGAGCAUCUGUCCAUCGCCCAAAGGGACUAGCAAGACACAGAUGGGUGGUUCGCAAUAUCCUGUGCAAUGCCACAUGCUCUGCUGAUAUAAUUACCAAAAAAAAAUUUAAGAACAGUGAGACAAAGGGAGAAUUCCGCUUUUACAGUGAUUAUCAGAAAAUCUAUCCCGAUUGGGAAAUAGAACAUGAAACGAGUUCUGCUGCCUACUGGAAAUUUGUCUUCAAAGAGUUUAACAGUCAGUUUGCAGAGGAUUACGGAAGUAAACCCGCUCAUAUUUUGGAAGAAUGGAAAAACAUUACUCGAGAAGAGGCUCUGGAAAGCUUGAAGGAAAUGUAUAAAAUAGAGUGA